Arabidopsis thaliana (thale cress) is the source of this 1416-nucleotide messenger RNA. RefSeq names its product Galactose oxidase/kelch repeat superfamily protein. The record is from RefSeq and is marked reviewed. Lineage: Eukaryota; Viridiplantae; Streptophyta; Magnoliopsida; Brassicales; Brassicaceae. The transcript has a single exon. The coding region runs from base 118 to 1236 and encodes 372 amino acids.
CUAUAAGGCCCAUUAAGAUUCAAUGCAAAUUAUUUAGAUAAUUUCUAAAGGCCCACUAAGAUUCAAUGAAAAUCUGCAAGUCGGAGUAGAAGCAGAAGAAAUCGACUAAUCUCGCCAAUGUCGUCUCCAGAGAGGAAGAGGAAGAAACGGUCGCUUGAACCGUCACCGGAAUCGACCCCAAACCCGUCACUUCCCGAUGAUUUGAUUGUGAGCAUCUUAGCCCGAGUCUCUAGAUUGUACUACCCAAUUCUCUCGUUAGUCUCCAAGAGCUCUCGAACCCUCGUUACUUCGCCGGAGCUAUACAAGACUCGAUCUUUCUUCAACCGAACGGAGAGUUGUCUCUAUGUAUGCUUAGAUUUCCCUCCUGACCCUAACCCACGUUGGUUUACACUCUACCGAAAACCUAACCAAAACAUCACCGAGAAGACAAAGAACUCAAGCGGGUUUGUUUUAGCCCCAAUCCCAAAUCACCAUUCACAUAGUUCGAGUAUCGUUGCUAUUGGGUCUAACAUCUAUGCCAUUGGUGGAUCCAUUGAGAAUGCACCCUCUUCUAAAGUCUCAAUUUUAGACUGCAGGUCUCAUACAUGGCACGAGGCACCAAGCAUGAGGAUGAAGCGGAAUUAUCCAGCUGCUAAUGUUGUUGAUGGGAAGAUUUAUGUAGCAGGAGGCUUGGAAGAGUUUGAUUCAUCUAAAUGGAUGGAGGUUUUCGAUAUAAAGACUCAAACUUGGGAGUUUGUGUUAAGCCCUUUAGCGGAGAGAUUUAUAUAUAGGAGCUUGGUGAUUGAAGGAGAAAUCUACAUUUUUGGGGAUAAGGUUGUGACUUACAAGCCUAAAGAAGAUAGAUGGGGAGGUGUAGGAGAACAUCAGAGUAUGGAUUUGGGAUUGUUUUUUCAUUCUUAUUGCGUGAUAGAUAAUGUACUGUAUUGUUAUCGUCCUGGUGGAAUCAAAUGGUAUGAAUCAGAGAAAAGAUCGUGGAGGAAGUUGAGGGGUUUGAAGGGAUUGUCUAAGCUUGCUAGUAGCUGUGUUAAGUUAGCGGAUUAUGGUGGAAAGAUGGCUCUUUUGUGGGACAAGUAUAUCCCUUGUAGUGGGAAUAAGAGUCAUUCGAUUUCGUGUGCGGUGGUUUCCCUUGAGAGAUGCAAGAAUCAGGGUAUUAGGGGAAAGGUUGAGUGGUUUGAUGAUAUGCUUACGGUACCUAGCUCUUAUAACUUUGUGGGUGCUCUUGCUGCUACUCUUUGAUGAUGAUUGCCAUACGAGGCACACACAUUUGAUUGUCUAGCUAGCUUACAGAUAAUUGCUUUCUAUGUUGUAAUAACUUAAUGAUGGGAUUCUUCUUACCAUAUUAUUUCAAAAUGCAACUGGCUUCAUUUCCUUCUUCAUUUUUGUUUUCUUGUCAAGAUCAAACAAAGAUUAUUCAGU